UUGAAGGCACAUAUCAAGAUGCGUUGCAUUUUAUUUUGGGGCGCAAUUUUGUGGAUGUAUUCAUCUGAAACAAAAGGGCUCCAACAUGUGUUUGUACUGCACGGAAAGGACUUACACUUGGAUGUAGAGAAACCUGUUAAACUUGAGAAAAAGACUGACUUUUUCUGGAAGUUUAAUACCAGUAAUUAUGUUGGUAAAAUCAGUUAUAAUAAAGAGUCAGUAUUGUUUGGCAGCUAUGAAGUAAGAGCUGAUUUUUUUGGCCAAAAUUACUCUUUGGUAUUGAAAAAUGUAAAACACAGUGACAGUGGAGAUUAUACUGCAGUAGUGACUGGGGGAAAAGAGCAAAGGGUAGGUGAAAUCAAGGUCAUAGUCCAAGAUCCAGUGUCUCCAGUUAAUCUGACAUUGACCUCCAGCAGCUCAGACUCCUGUAACCUGACUGUAACCUGCACUAUAGUGGACCUGAACAUCAGCCGUACUUUUAGAUGUGAUGCUCACAACUGCUCUCUGUUGGAAGAAAAUCCCAGCACCACAGACAUGCUUUCCUCUCUGAUUGUUUACCUGCAGCAAGACACUGUCUUUUGUAAUCAUAGCAAUGAAGUAAGCUGGAAAAAUAGCAUGAUGGUGCUAAAAUCUCAAUGUGACACGAAGUCAGGCCACAUAGAUGCCAACAAUACCACCGUGACUGUGUGUGUUGUUGUUGCUGCCAUCAUCAUAAUCCUCGUUAUAGGUUAUAUUCAUCAUCGAACGAAACAUAAAAAUACCAGGGAAACCAUUGAAAACACAGUGUAUGCAGUUCCUGAGGUGCUUUGAACUCAGUCGCUCUGCUGAAUCUUUUGAUGUUCCAGUGUGAACAGUUGCAUCUGGGACGCUGCAAUCUCGCGAUUGCGCCUCCGGCUGAGCCGAUGUCCACAUCGGAUGGGAGGAAAGCAUGGGAGGCGUUGGGUGAGGGCGUAUCAGUAUCAGUGUACGUGUGUGCGUCUGUGUGGGGAUGUGUAUCCUGUGUUCAGCCUGAGAGAGUGUCCUUUCGACUAUUAGGUGAAAAUCAACAGUCCGCAGCCUAUGCAGGUGGCCUUGUGGAAUAGGGCAAGAGAGUCAGUUCGUUCUUGGUAUUGUAUCUCUGGGAAGAAUUGUUGUUGUUCUCCUCGGCAUCAACCUUCAAGCAUUGUCCAGCUGGCGCCGUCGGGGUGGGGGUGUUGUAAAUGUUGUUUUGGGAUGAACAAACUGUAUCAAUUUUACAGUUGUUCUUAAUGUCCAUCACUGGUCUCCUGUUGUAUCAUCUGUUUUAGAACCGUGAGCUCCUCCAAGAUCUUUCCCAUAUUGCGUUCAGUAAGAACAGUCUGAGUACUCACAGCUCUUCCCGCAUUUUCGAUAAUAGCGGCCAGCCUUGUGGGGUUUUGAAAGGCAUUCACCGCUUUCUUCAAUUUCCGAUAAGCCAGGGCCAAGCCAGCUCCGAUCAGCAAGAACCCCGUUAUCACGGUUCCGAACAGGUAGAUGUCUUCAAUGUCCUCAAUAGACAGUCCAACCAGGCACACAACGUGCCACUUCUGCCACUCGUCCAUCGAUUAUCCAGCAGGGAACGUCCCUCCAGGACACUUGGGCUCUCCCGAACCCAGGCUUCUCGUCGAGAAUAGAGUGCCAAUUGCAUUGACAAAUAUCCAGUUAUAAGAACAAGUGACACAAGCAAAUGUCAUAGUUUGGUUACUAACUGGACAACUAGAGGAAGGACAGAAAGGCUAUUAACUAUUAACUGAAACAAACAGCCAAAAAAAAGGCUGUGGCACCCUCCAGCCUUAGAAUAACCCACACUUGAUUGUUCUAUUCAGCUGUCGGAAGCAUGGAAAAACAUGGAAAAAAUAAAAAAGACUCCCCUCACUGGUGAAUCACCAGCACAAAGCAAAACUAACAAUUUCAUCUGAAACUUAAAAGUUAAACAGGGAGGACAGCCAAAAAAACAAAAAACAACAACAAAAAACCCCCCCCCACAGGCCACAAAUCCAACCCAGCAGUACCAUUACAACAUCUUCCCUUCGCCUCCAGGCAGCUGUAGACAGUUUUUCAGUGGAAGAACAUGAAAUGUAGUAUUAAUUUUGGCAGCAGGUAGUUUUAAAAGAAAAGCUUUUGCAUUGAUGAUUUUCUUCGUUCCGAAGGGUCCAGUAUACCUGGGUGAAAGUUCUUAGUGACACAAAAAAUGAGUGACGAAAAUCUUCUGAAAACAGAGACAACUGUUACUUCAACAGAAGGUUGGUAUGGAAGUAAAGAAUGAAAGGAAGAGAGACCAGCUACACCAGAAGUUAGAGCAUUGUGUGCAUAUUCUAUCCAUGUAUAAAACAGCUUCAAACCCUUAAUUUAGUCUUUCAGUUUGGACCUGAUUUGAAAUGAUCUUUUUCAGAAUACAAAUCUACAGUGAAGAUAACGCUGUUGCCUUGUGAUCAAAGUAAGCAGGAGACAAGGUCUGAAGUUAUGUGAGUCAGCAAGGACUGUAACUAACCUGAGGUGGGUUAGGAAACAGUUUUAUUUCUAGCAAAAAUAUUUGUGGGUGUCCUUAUCUAGAGUGGUCCACCAAGUGGCAGGUGAACUUGGCAGUGUGGGCCCAAUGGAUAAUCCAUGAGUGUAUUGAGAAUGACCUAUAGAGUUUGCUAGGAUGGGCUUGAGCUGGAAUCUGGCUCAAUAGAUUAAACAUCUGGUUAAACAAACUUUAUACCUCCCAACGCACAAGAUAGUGACAAAGUGGUCUCUUUAGCUGGUUAACUAGAUUCGGUGGAGAACUGCUGAGACAGCAUCUGAUUGAAUGUUUCAUGAACCAGAGUGUUAGCGAAAUUAAAAUGACCCCAAAACAGUGACUAUCUAGCCUGCCUGGAGUUUAAUCAUUAGAUUUUGCAAGAAUGAUAUACUCCUGUGGCCAGUCUGAUGCUUGCCCCCUUCAUCCAGUGCCUCCAGUCCUCCAGAGCUAUCUUCCCAGCUAAUAGUGCAUGGUCUAAGAUAUAGUAAUUCCUUUAUGUGGAAGACAGACAGUGGGAGAAAAAGACACAGUGGUGGAGUUUAGCUUUAGAGCCAAAUUACCUCAGCCACAAAUUGCUAGUGUAGGUCUAGUGCUGAGUUGAAGACUCUCCCUAAUUCUUGUAAAUUAUUCUUAGCCUCUGAAGUGCACUUGCAGGUCAUUGCACUGUUGAUUAAGAAUAUCUUAAAAGUAUGUGUUGAACACAUUUUAAUAAAAUGUAUUUGGAUAAAAAAAAUUAUUGUAAUUUUCUUUUGCAGUCAUGGAUACAGGUGAUCUUUUGUUAAUCACAGUAAAAUUCCUGCUUAUGUUAAUGGCACUAUUUACAAAUAAAGUCUUUCUAUUAAGUCUGAAGCUAUCUAUAAUUUAUUUUCCAGGUUAUCCGAACAACACCACCCAUGGAACAGAGUCCAAUCAGUGAUACUUCUCCAACAUCCACCUAUAGCUUUGUGAGACCUCACUCUGGACCCAACAGAUCCACUGAGGCCAGAAGCAAAGCUUUGCCCGAGAGCUUGUAUGCCCAGGUAGAAAUUCAUCCCAGAUCCUAAAAUCUCUUCAGAAAGCUUGAAACCUGGAUCCCCCGUAGCCGGUUACCAAGAUUACGUGAAGUACCCUCAGAAGGUCUACUCGAUGAUGUUAAUGCAGCACUACGGAUGAUACCUACAGCCACGCUUACCGAGACUAACAAGCUGAUCUACAAUACGGCAGCAGUGAUCAGUGAGAUGCUUGUGAGACUGCUUUGAACAGCACACGAAGGACCUUCAUCUGGUGGUUCUUCUUCUCCUUUAGUUUGCACCGAAACACUUUCCCUCUGCUUGGAGUGGAUAUAUAAGAUUGUGGGGUGUUUCUGAUUACAGACCUUACGUUUCUAUGGAGAACCACAAGAGUCACACGCAUCGAAAUAAAGAAUUCUGUGCUUAAAUAUUGAAUUGUAGAAUGAAUUCUGCAUUUGU
Maylandia zebra (zebra mbuna) is the source of this 3948-nucleotide messenger RNA. Its product is annotated as SLAM family member 5. Gene Ontology annotation, cellular component: membrane. The record is from RefSeq and is a predicted model, not a curated record. Lineage: Eukaryota; Metazoa; Chordata; Actinopteri; Cichliformes; Cichlidae.